Messenger RNA from Cylindrotheca closterium, 375 nucleotides. The record is from the annotation of a GenBank genome assembly. NCBI's taxonomy places the organism in Eukaryota, Bacillariophyta, Bacillariophyceae, Bacillariales, Bacillariaceae.
AUGGCUCUUGCACGCUUCCUCUGGUCACAGGCUUCUACGAUUUCUCGAGUUCUACGACACCUUCCGGUGAUAUCGACAUCACCUGAGCCAACACCUGACGAGAUCGCACAGUUCACCCCAGCGGACGCCGAUUCCAUCAACAAAGGUGUCUUCAAUCCGGACAGAUCUUGGAUUCCACCCAAUUUUGACCACCAUGUGUAUGAUUGUCUUUAUGUCGAUGUUGCCAAGACACUGAGACAGACAAUAGCCUCCAGUGUUCUGGCUCUCUACUUGAUCCUUGGCUUCCCAGAUGCUUCAAAAGGGAUUGGAGAUUGCGUGUCUUGGGAAAAGUUCACCACUACUUUCUCUACCAUCGACACUGCCUUGGCUGGCUGA